Messenger RNA from Guillardia theta CCMP2712, 762 nucleotides. RefSeq lists its product as hypothetical. Lineage: Eukaryota; Cryptophyceae; Pyrenomonadales; Geminigeraceae. The record is from RefSeq and is a predicted model, not a curated record. The transcript has a single exon. Bases 1 to 762 code for a protein of 253 amino acids.
AUGUCGUCCAUCAUGGCAGAUAACCUGACUCCCUGGAGCGAGUUCGACGAGUACGAAUGGAUGAAAAUCAAGCUGAAAUGCUCGGAUGAGGAUAGACUCUCAAUCAAGGGCUGCAGCACAAUCAUUCAGAUCAGGGAGAUCUGGAAAAUUCUCGCUGCGCAAGGAAAGGCAGUACUGUAUCAAAGUCAACGGGAGGAGGAGAACUCUGUCUUCGGCUUCAACAAGAUCGUGGCGAUCGAUAUUCUAGCUUGCUAUAGGGCCUUUUGCUCUUCCUCCAAGAAUCCCACUCGCUGGGCCAUGGACAAGAUGAGGAACUGCGGCAUGAAGCCCACCAAACACUCGCAGGGCCCUGCGCACCGGGACAUUCGCAAGUCCUGGAAGAGUCUGGUCUACUACCAGGAGUACACGUUUGACCCUAACUACGUGGAGAACAACACCCACCGCAACUGGGUCAACGGAUGCGAAGCUCUUGUCCGCGAAAAAGCUCACCCGAACACUCCCAGGUACAAGAAGAAGAAGGUUCCUUCGCCUCCCACUCCUUCACUUCCUCCCACCCCUUCGCUUUCUUCGACUGCUUCCCCUUCCCUUCGGUCGCUGCCAUCGUCGUCGCAAUCUCCCGAGGAGCAGGAGGUUGGUGAAUGCGAACAUUGCAUCAUGGCGGAAUUUCUCAACAACUCUCCCUGCCCGUUUCAUCCCCCCGCGAGCUCUCAGACUGCCAGCAGCUGCCGCCGUCUGAACUUCGAGGAGGCACCAGCAGAGUGA